Messenger RNA from Biomphalaria glabrata, 785 nucleotides. RefSeq names its product C-type lectin domain family 4 member E-like. The transcript is spliced from 5 exons. Bases 43 to 642 code for a protein of 199 amino acids. Lineage: Eukaryota; Metazoa; Mollusca; Gastropoda; Planorbidae. The record is from RefSeq and is a predicted model, not a curated record.
UACAAUAUUAUACUGUUUAGAUACAGAAGUAUAUUCACACAAAUGUUCUUAUUAUUGCUAGAAGUGAUGACAACUAUUUACUGUUCUUUAAUGAUUAUUUCUAGUCUGGUCAGCACAUCUGAAACCAAACUCCCCAGUUUCCAGCGAGUAGAGAACACGCUGUUAGUCAGUCUAAAUACCGAAUCCACGGUGCAGACGAGAAGUGUGGUGGACUGUGCUCUAACUUGUUUAUCGACAAACUGUACUUCUUUCUCUUUCGACGACCAGCAAAAAGUAUGUCAAAGGGGUAGCAUUACAGUCAACAGAGUCAAAACGUACACAUUGAUAGACAUAUAUAUCUCAUGCAAUACAGACGAUGGAUUUAAACUUUUAAUAAAAGGUUCAGUCAUCGCCUGUGUCUGGAUGUCUGACUACAAAGUUAAUUACAUAACAGCAAGAGAAAACUGUAAAGCCAUGUCAUCGCAUCUAGUUACUAUCAAAACGUUACAGAAGUUGUAUCUACUGCAAGGCAGCUAUGGAUAUAAACAGCAAAUGUGGAUCGGUCUGAACGACAUUGUUGCCGAAGGCGUUUACAGAUGGGAGGAUGAUAACAGUGAGUGUAACGCCACCUGCAGGGCAAGCAUAUUUGAAGCAUGUAGAUGAACCGAACGACAAGGACGGCAACGAGGACUGCAUAUGUUUUCAUUACCGAGAGCCUAAGGCGAAUGACUUCCCUUGUGAUGAAACUUUAGUGUUUCUUUGUGAGAAACCUUUCUUUAACAGACCCUGAUCUUCUCCUACAGCAA